Molecule: messenger RNA, 858 nt
Organism: Recurvomyces mirabilis
Lineage: Eukaryota; Fungi; Ascomycota; Dothideomycetes; Mycosphaerellales; Teratosphaeriaceae
Exons: 2
Coding region: 1-858 (285 amino acids)
Source: RefSeq, a predicted model, not a curated record
AUGAUCCAUCUACCUCUCUUCGCCGCGCUUCUACUAUUCCUAGUAUGCGACACGGACGCGCAGAGCGAAAGCGCGAGUCAAGUGCUCUCGAUCCUCGAGAGUGCCCUCGGCAGUCUCUCCUCGACUCUCGCGGCCUCCACGAGUGCGACUUCGCGAGCUACAUCCUCAUUAGCCACGUCUCAGCGCGUGGCCAGUUCUUCCGCAGCAUCGAGUCCGGUCUCUUCAUCCACCUCCUUCUCCAGCACUGGAGUAGCCACCACCGCUGCGAAUGCGGCGUCUCCAUCCACAUCCUCCUUCUCCUCGAGCACAGCAACAUCCACUGGAGCUGGCUUGGGCUCAUCCCAUUCCAAGACCUUGACUGUGAACGACCGCGCCGGAAUCAUCGUAGGCUGUGUGCUUGCUGGCGUCGCGAUCGUGGGCAUACUUAUUGGAAUAUGCUGCUUCUACAGUGUCAAGAAGCAAGUAAGGAGACAGGUGCAGCAGGAGAAGCGCGAGUCUGGCGGUGCUCUUCUAGGGGAGAAGAAUAUCACACAGCGAUCGAGUGGGGCAUGGGCGGGUGACCAGCAGCGCGACUCAAUGCCGCCUGGUGCAUUCGGGCUGCCACCUGGAACCAUCUCGCACCAAGCUGCGCGUCCACCGUCUGACGCCGUUCCUGCGCCGUACCUAGCGAAUACGGUGCAACAUCCGCCUACGUAUCCUGCGCCCAGCGAUUUAAUUGCCCCGCAGCAUAGCAGAUACGACUGGGAGCAUACAGUCACGAGUCCAAGCACCACGACUACGACGACGACCACUAUCACGACUACCGCGCCGCAACAGCGUACGAUCGGUGGUAGUUUAGGCAGCGCUCCUUGGACUUAA